This is a messenger RNA of Hevea brasiliensis (rubber tree), 1986 nucleotides long. Its product is annotated as MLO-like protein 1. Bases 277 to 1770 code for a protein of 497 amino acids. The record is from RefSeq and is a predicted model, not a curated record. NCBI's taxonomy places the organism in Eukaryota, Viridiplantae, Streptophyta, Magnoliopsida, Malpighiales, Euphorbiaceae. Gene Ontology annotation, cellular component: membrane. The transcript is spliced from 14 exons. Gene Ontology annotation, biological process: defense response.
UAUUUCUAUUCUAUGUUAAAGGGCUUGACUUGUGUAAUAAAGUGAGAAUGAGUGUUAGAGAUGUGUAGAAGAUGAUAAGGUCAACAGACCAACCAACUUUCCUUUAUACACUCCAUUAACAUCUCAUCAUAACCAAGAAAACAUUUUGCAUGGUCUUUCUUUCUUUUCUUUCACCAUCUUCUUAAACAAAACUACAUAUUCUAGCUCUUUCAAAUCUACACACAACUAAGACAAGUAUAGAAGAAAUUAAAGGAGAGAGAUUAGUUGCGGACAGAGAUGGCAGGAGGAGUAACCUUGGAGUAUACUCCUACAUGGGUAGUCGCUGUGGUUUGCACUUUUAUUGUGAUUAUAUCUCUUUCUGUUGAAAGGUUCCUUCAUUAUCUUGGCAAGUUCUUGAAGAAGAAAAACCAGAAACCCCUAUUUGAAGCUUUACUGAAGAUCAAAGAAGAGUUGAUGCUUUUGGGGUUCAUAUCACUGCUGCUGACAGUGUUUCAAGAUAGGAUUACCUCAAUCUGCAUAUCAGAGGAUUUAGCUAAUAAAUGGCUACCUUGCAAGAAAAAAUCAAGUGCCACUGGUACUGCACAUUUUCAGACCUUCUUCUCUUUCUUCCCUGGUGGUUCCACCCAUCGCCUACUAGCUGAGGCCUCUGACUCAACCUUUACCUGCAGCGAGGGAAAGGUUCCAGUUUUAUCUUUAACUGCAUUGCAUCAUCUUCAUAUAUUCAUCUUUGUUCUAGCUGUUGUCCAUGUAGCUUUCUGCGCUCUAACCAUUCUUUUUGGAGGUGCUAAGAUUAGACAAUGGAAGCACUGGGAAGAUUCUAUCUCAAAUAAGGAUUAUGAUCUAGAAGAAGCAAAAGGCUCAAAGUUUACACACGUCCAUGAUCAUGAUUUUAUCAAGAAACGGUUUAAGGGUAUUGGGAAGAACUUCUACUUGAUGGGUUGGGUGCAUUCAUUCUUCAAGCAGUUCUAUGUGUCUAUAAACAAAUCUGAUUAUAUCACAUUGCGACUGGGCUUCAUUAUGACUCAUUGCAGAGGAAAUCCAAAAUUUAAUUUUCACAAGUAUAUGAUGCGUGCCCUUGAAGCAGACUUCAAGAAAGUUGUUGGAAUAAGUUGGUAUCUUUGGUUAUUUGUGGUUAUUUUCUUGCUGCUGAAUGUUGCUGGUUGGAAUGCUUAUUUCUGGAUCGCCUUCAUUCCCUUCAUUCUUCUACUAGCUGUGGGUACUAAGUUGGAGCAUAUAAUCACUCAAUUAGCCCAUGAAGUUGCUGAGAAACAUGUAGCAGUUGAGGGGGACUUGGUUGUUAAACCUUCUGAUGCUCACUUCUGGUUCCAGAGACCUCAGAUUGUUCUCAUUUUGAUCCACAUCAUCCUAUUCCAAAAUUCUUUUGAACUGGCAUUUUUCUUCUGGAUAUGGGUGCAAUAUGGGUUUGACUCCUGUAUAAUGGGAAAAACUGCCUACAUUAUCCCAAGACUCAUCAUAGGGGCUUUCAUUCAGUUCGUCUGCAGCUAUAGUACAUUACCGCUCUAUGCAAUUGUCACGCAGAUGGGAAGUUAUUUCAAGAUAGCAAUAUUUGAUGAACAUAUUCAAGAGGGUCUUGUUGGUUGGGCUAAGCAGGCCAAAAAGAAGACAGUUCUUAGAAAGGCUGAAGUUAGUCAGAAGGAGGAUUCCCCUGGAGCAGUACAGAUGACAAAAACAGGGUCGCAGGGAUCUGCAACUGAAGAGAGAAAACCAGGAGAGAUUGCAGACGACACUGCCUCUGAUAGGCCUAAAUGAACAGCAUCAUCCCUUUAAAUUCUGGUGCAAUCCGAUAUGAGUUAAGAAAGCAAAUAUUCUGCAAAAGGCUUUGUGUACUACCUCUUGAGUCCAAGUUUAUAAAGAUUUUGUUGGUACCCUUUUGCUUUUUGCCAUAAAAUUGAUGCAUGUGAAAGGGACUGGAUAUUGUUAUCUAUUACUCAAAUUUCACAGGGAAUGUAUCAUCCUUUCAUUCAA